This is a messenger RNA of Cryptomeria japonica (Japanese cedar), 1161 nucleotides long. RefSeq lists its product as uncharacterized. The coding region runs from base 1 to 1161 and encodes 386 amino acids. The transcript is spliced from 4 exons. The record is from RefSeq and is a predicted model, not a curated record. Lineage: Eukaryota; Viridiplantae; Streptophyta; Pinopsida; Cupressales; Cupressaceae.
AUGGAAAAUGAGGAAAAGAAGGGUUUGAAAAAUAACAAGGAAAAAUCCAAUUGUGCCUGUUCUAAUAGCCAAAAAGAAAGUAACAAGGAGGAAGAGAAUGGGACCGAACAACUGGUUCAAAAACCUGAAUCGGAGGAUUUGAAUGUUGAUCCUAUCAUCCAGGGUAAAGUUGAUGAUUUUUCCAAUGAUGAUGCUUCAGCUUCAUCUAAUAAUAAAGAAAAUGAGGAAGACUUUAAUGAAGCGCAGGACUGUAAUAUCUCAAAAACUGUUUCGCUGUUGUUAUUAACCAAUGGAAGUCCUAAGCAGACUGUAAAUAUGAUCCUGAACUCCCAAUGCAAAACUCCUCCUAAAAUCAUGGAGACAAUGGGUCUUGAGGAAAACAAAAGGCUGUUGGUGUUGCCGAGGAAAGGAAAGAGGAAAAUUGAGGAAUCUGGACCUAGUAAGGAUGAGCUAAAACAAAGUAAAAAGGUUAAAAAAGCCUCUGUGGAGAAAAAUCAAGAGGACAUGGAUAAACAAAAGGAUAUGGAGGCUGAUUCUGAGGAUAUGGGAAAAGAAGGAAGUGAGAUGGAGACUGAUGAGUCUGACGGGAUGAGAAAAGGCGGUGGUGGAGGCUCGAUGACGACCGCCACCACCGGCACCGUCGACGCUGUGGGAGGUGUCGCGGGCGCCACCGCAGCUGUUGUCGACGUUGCGGGAGGUGCGCCGGGCGCCACCGCAGCCGCUGGCAGUGCUGCGGGAGGCACUGCGAGCGCCACCGCAGCUGCCACCGGCGCUACGGGAGGCGUCACAGGCGCCACUGCAAGCGCUGCGAACGCCACCGCAAACGCCACGAAGGGAGGGUUUCCGAGGCUGACAUGUUCGGAUGAGCUAGAGCCAAUUUUUGAUGAGGAUGAUGAGAGGCUACGACGCAGAGCUCCUAGACGACGGAGGGAUGGUGAAGGGAGAGAUGAUAGCGGAGAUGGGGAUGGAUAUGGAGGAAAUGUAGGAGAUCAUGGUGCCAGAGAUGAUGAGGGAGGAGAUGAUGAUGGGGGAGAUGGUCGAGCAGUGGCAGUGGCAGCGACAAGCACACCAGGAGCUUGCAAUUCUAGAUCUGCUAGAGAUGUAUACAUAGAUUGGAUGGCCCGGGUGGUCAGACGUAGGAGAUCAGGUCCAGGGGAAUAA